Messenger RNA from Ooceraea biroi (clonal raider ant), 3272 nucleotides. It is a transcript of the gene PIP4K, whose product is annotated as phosphatidylinositol 5-phosphate 4-kinase. NCBI's taxonomy places the organism in Eukaryota, Metazoa, Arthropoda, Insecta, Hymenoptera, Formicidae. The record is from RefSeq and is a predicted model, not a curated record. Gene Ontology annotation, molecular function: 1-phosphatidylinositol-4-phosphate 5-kinase activity; 1-phosphatidylinositol-5-phosphate 4-kinase activity. Gene Ontology annotation, cellular component: plasma membrane. Gene Ontology annotation, biological process: phosphatidylinositol phosphate biosynthetic process.
GUUUCGCGCGGCAGUCGUAUGCAAGUAUGUCGAGCGUGCCGCAAAUGUCCAGCGGGCUCAGCAAGCUGAAGAAGAAACACUUUCGGGUGAAGCACCAAAAGGUUAAACUGUUCCGUGCGAACGAGCCAUUGCUCAGUGUGUUUAUGUGGGGUGUUAAUCACACGAUAAACGAACUUAGUCACGUUAACAUUCCAGUAAUGCUCUUGCCAGAUGAUUUUAGAGCUUACAGCAAGCUAAAAGUGGAUAAUCAUCUCUUCAACAAAGAAAAUAUGCCCUCCCACUUCAAAAUCAAAGAAUAUUGUCCGUUAGUCUUUAGAAACUUGCGAGAGAGAUUCGGAAUAGACGACUUGGAUUACAAGGAAUCGAUGACAAGAUCGCAACCGAUACUUGAUGAUUCAUCCGGAAAAAGUGGUGCAAAGUUUUACCAGUCUUAUGAUAAGCUGUUCAUAAUUAAGACUCUUACAAGCGAGGAAGUAGAGAGGAUGCAUUCGUUCUUGAAACAUUAUCAUCCUUACAUCGUUGAGCGGCAUGGAAAGACACUGUUGCCACAAUAUCUAGGCAUGUAUCGACUGACUGUUGACGGCGUAGAGCACUACGUAGUCGCCAUAAGGAAUGUAUUCUCAAAUCACUUAAUGACACACAAGAAAUUCGACCUGAAAGGUUCAACGGUAGACCGAGAAGCGUCGGAUAAAGAGAAGGAGAAAGAUCUUCCUACCUACAAGGACAAUGAUUUUGUCAAGGAGGGCAUGAAGAUUUACAUCGGAGAAGAAGCCAAAGCUAAACUAAUAGAAACGUUAACCGCCGACGUAGACUUCUUAACAAGAUUACAUUUGAUGGAUUACUCUUUGCUGCUCGGUUUGCACGAUUGCGCGCGCGCUGAGCAGGAGAGCAGGGAACGUGCGGAACGAGAAGACGAUGAGGAUAAUCAUGAAGACGAGGACGACAGUGAGUCCGGUAGUGGAUUAGAGUCUCGAGGACCGUUGGUAGACCGCUUAUGGGGUUGGAGUGGCGUUGGCCACGCGGUUACCAGCAUGGCGACACCUCCCGAAUCACCGCACGCUGCGUUAAUGCGCGACACUAGUCUACAAUACGAAGAUGCGAUAAUACCAGAAUUAGAUAUUUAUGCUAUUCCUAGUAAAGAAGGUGCCCCCAUGAAGGAGAUUUAUUUUUUGGCCAUAAUAGACGUGUUGACACAUUAUGGCGUACGUAAGCAGGCGGCAAAGGCGGCCAAAACGGUCAAGUACGGUGCUAACGUCGAUGGUAUAUCCACCUGUGAUCCAGAACAAUACGGCAAGCGAUUUAUAGAAUUCAUGAGCAAAGUCAUAGAGUAAGGGUAUUAUCGAUCCUGCUGUGCGUAAAAGUGACAAAAUUACGACGAUAUUACCGCUUAUGUGUAACUAUCGGAGUGUGAUACAGUUUACCGCGAUCUGCACGAGAGAGAGAGAGAGAGAGAGAGAGUCCUGGAGAUGAUCGUCGUAAGUCUCGACUCGGUUUACUUUCUCGACAUCGGUCUCUUCUCGAUAGUGCUUUCAUUCGCGAUACGCGCGAUAUUGGAUAGAAGCGCGCGACAAACCGCUUGUUUCGCAAGUGUUUUUAAACGAGUGCGUGCUUCGCCGCAUAUUUCUGUCGCAUAACUUUGUCACAUCUUACGAGACUGGUAAACUCUUCGUUCUGUCAAUUAUAAUCUAUCGUAUACUCUAUUGUGUUUCGUUCACACUCGACCGUACUAAUCGUGAAGGAGACACUGUACGAUCGGUUUCUCGCAGUAUUCGCUUGAAAUUUCUCCGCGUUUUUUCCUAAUUGAAACAUCAUGCGUACAACGCGUGUACAUACGCAUGAUGGCAAUAGCAACAGUGAAGACUUUCGCAAAAUGAAAAAUGAUGCCUCCUCUUUUCUCUGUCCUCCCUAUUCUCUCAUUCGCAUUGCAAAUAUUUAACGGUGACAAGAGAGCAAUAACGUUCAAUCGCAUUGCAAAGAGAAUUAAUUAUGUAGGAGUAUAUGCGCAUAUUGGACAAGCAGUCUAUAAUUGCUAUCUACGGAUUGAGUUAAAACGCAGCCGCACAAUGCUUAUCUAUCUGAUAUCGAUAACUGUAACGUUUCGCGAGAAUAUUCAGCCAUUUUGGCAAGAUGACGAUGGGCAUAAGUCAUGUACGCUGCAAAAAGAUGUCUACUGAUUUGAUGUCACUAUUGCAAUAAAUCUUGGCACAACGAUUAUAGAGCUGCCCGGAAUACCAGAACCGGUUAUCGUGUAAGAUGUAAUUUCAGCUCGGGACGACGAGCGACGAACAUCCGGUUGGUAAUUCUGCGCGGCCAACUUAUACGUCACGUAUACACACGCACGUACAUGUACGCAUGCAUAUACAAGUCGCAAAUAAAUAUUACACUCCGUAGUUUGGUCCGAUUAAUAUGUGUUACAAUAAUCGCGAGUUAACGCGACACCUCGGGUAACCAGUUUAAUUACUUUGUGAGGAAUACUUAGAGGGACGUGAAAUGAUUCGUUGUACGGUGUUACGCACGAUACAUAUCUUCUCUUUUAUAUUCGUUACGUCACACGAGUCAGUAUUCGCUAAUAAUAUUACAGCUCGGAAAAAGAGGUGCGCGCUGAUUUUGCGGAGCGGUCUACUGUAAAAUUCCUGCACAACAAUAAUUCAUUUCUUGAAGAUUUCGCGCGAAUCGAUUCUCUAGCUUUGUUUUGUAUUCACGAUUUUAGCGAGAGAUGUUUGAUGAAAAAGUUGGACGAAACCGUCGAGCAAUUUAUAUCGCUGUCUAUGAAAAAUAAGAAUGUACACCGUUGCGUAAGACAAUAUCUUUAAAUACUCUAAUAAUAUACUUUUACACACGCACUACACGACACACAUAUUAUGAUUUGUUAGAGCUGAUCGUAAUAUAACACUAAUAAUUAAUAUAUUCAUCUAUGUAUAGUUUCUUGUGAUACUUGGUAUAAUUUUAUAUAUUUUAUCACUUUGUUGCUUGCUGAGACUAGCGGGUGUGAUAGACGAAAGGAGGAGGGAAAGGAAGAAGAGAUAUGCAUCGCUCUGAUAUUUGUCGCAGGAUAUUUUAUGUUUCAAAACUACAGUUGGUUUCUGUGCGACUAUUGAUCUUGUAAAGUAAUGAAUGAAAAUAACGAUUAAAGCCUGUCUCGAAAAGCGCGAUUCUUUACAUGCAACAGCGUUCUAGUAAAUAAUCACAAUCCACCGCAUCCGUUAGUAUGCAUCUUCGUGUGGCAAUGACAAGUUUUUGUUCACAUUCAAAUAAACUGAGAUUCAUUGGUA